This is a messenger RNA of Linum tenue, 200 nucleotides long. NCBI's taxonomy places the organism in Eukaryota, Viridiplantae, Streptophyta, Magnoliopsida, Malpighiales, Linaceae. The record is from the annotation of a GenBank genome assembly.
GGUUGCUUUACAUGGGUGGUGAAUGUUUUAGUAAUAUUCUUGUCAUAACCGCCUUGUUGAAGAGGUGGUUGACUCAUUGCCGGAGAAGUUAUCAUCCACUAUUGAGCGGAGUGACAUGGCAGUGGUGGUUACAUCGGCACAAGGUGCCGCCGGUGGCAAGAUCUCAAUCAUGCCAUUGUUUCCGACAACACUUACUGAUG